AUGUACCCAGGAUCAGGAAAUCACUCGUAUAACAACGGGAAUUACCCACCCCCACAGGGCCCACCUCCACAGGGAUACGGGCAACCACAACAACAAUAUGGCCGUCCUUCUGGACCACCACCAGGAGGUUAUUAUGAAGCUCCACCACAGCAAAAAUACCAACAAGGAGGUGGUGGCCAAUAUUCAAGACCCCCAGGACCACCACCACCACAAUCUUCGUACCACGGGAAUUCUAACGAUGGGAAUUACCAAGACCCGAAUGCAAACUCGUCUCAAUAUCAACGUUAUCAAAGACCUCUGGGACCUCCACCUCCAUCAGUUCCACAAAGUUUUGGACAAAAUACAGGUAUGACUUAUCAAUAUUCCAACUGUACUGGUAGAAAGAAGGCCCUCUUGAUUGGGAUCAACUACAUUGGAACCGACAAUGCACUCAGAGGAUGUAUCAACGAUGUCAAGAAUAUGAGUCGUUUUUUGAAUGAACGAUUUGGAUAUCAAUGGGAUGAUAUGGUCAUUUUAACUGACGAUCAAAACCAACAAGCAAGACUCCCAACCAAGGACAACAUUAUCCGUGCCAUGCAAUGGUUAGUUAAGGAUGCUAGACCUAAUGAUUCAUUAGUUUUCCAUUAUUCUGGCCAUGGAGGUGUCACCAAAGAUCUUGAUGGAGAUGAAGAAAAUGGAUAUGAUGAAGUUAUUUAUCCUCUUGAUUUCAAGGUCAAUGGUCACAUUGUUGAUGAUGAUAUGCAUGACAUCAUGGUUCGUUCCUUGCCUCCAGGAUGUCGAUUGACUGCCUUGUACGAUUCAUGUCAUUCAGGAACUGCCUUGGAUUUACCAUAUGUAUAUUCAACCAAGGGUAUUAUUAAGGAACCAAACUUAUUGAAGGAUGCAGGUAUGGGGGCCUUUGAUGCAUUUAUGUCAUAUGAAAGAGGGAACAUUGGAGGUGCCAUUGGUGCACUUAGUGGAGUAUUUAAAAAGGUCACUCUGGGAGGAGCUGAUAGAGACCAAGUGAUCAAUAUGAAGGCCUCACCUGCAGAUGUAAUCAGUAUCUCUGGAUGUAAGGACGACCAGACCAGUGCUGAUGCUCAAGAAGGUGGACAAAGUACAGGAGCUAUGAGUUGGUCAUUCAUCAAGACUCUUACUGAAAUGCCAAACCAAUCCUACUUAUCACUUUUGAAUAACAUGAGAACAUUAUUGAGUCAAAAAUAUUCACAAAAGCCUCAAUUGAGUAGUUCACAUCCACAAGAUAUGAACCUUCAAUUUUUGAUGUAA
Messenger RNA from [Candida] anglica, 1266 nucleotides. The record is from the annotation of a GenBank genome assembly. NCBI's taxonomy places the organism in Eukaryota, Fungi, Ascomycota, Pichiomycetes, Serinales, Debaryomycetaceae.